UAUUACAUUGACAUGACAAACACAUCAGCAUUGCCAGCAUCAAAUAUUUGGCUAUCAAAGAUCUUGACAAUGACACUCUUUCUAUUUUUUACAGCGACAUCCGUUACAGCAGCCAAUGUCACUGUUCUCUGCAAAUGUGAAUGUGCUCCCAACUCCACUAUCCUUAGUGUACCGAGCUGCAAUGGAUGCACCAAGCUCUUUUGCAUAGAGAGCAAUGCCUGUUUUAUGCCAUUACCAAAAGUGGAUAUACCAGCUACCACAACAUCUGUGAGUUUGACUGCAACAAGCAGUACUAGUAGUGAGAGUAUAUCACCCAGUCCAUCGCCUACACUUCGUGGAGAUGAGUCUUGGACAGCUGUUUGCUUUCAACGAGGAAGUUUCAAGGAUGAAAUUAUUGUAUAUGCAUUCAUAAUCCUGACCACAACUUUAGUCGCAUUUGCUCUUAUUAAGCCGUUUCUGGCACAUGUUAUGCGAGAGUACGAUUUACCUGGAUAUGUCAUGCUUAUGGAUGGUCGUUAAAUAUAUAUUAAACUAUGCGAGUUUCAACCAAAUUGGUCUAAAAGUCGGAUUGGAGCUAAUAUUAAGAGUUUUCGACAAAAUGGUAGUAGAAACAGCUAUCAAAAGAUGGUUAAUUGUAUCUUGACUAAGCAUACCA
Molecule: messenger RNA, 655 nt
Organism: Batrachochytrium dendrobatidis JAM81
Lineage: Eukaryota; Fungi; Chytridiomycota; Chytridiomycetes; Rhizophydiales
Exons: 3
Coding region: 13-519 (168 amino acids)
Source: RefSeq, a predicted model, not a curated record